Messenger RNA from Podarcis raffonei (Aeolian wall lizard), 2162 nucleotides. RefSeq names its product cyclin G1 (gene CCNG1). NCBI's taxonomy places the organism in Eukaryota, Metazoa, Chordata, Lepidosauria, Squamata, Lacertidae. The record is from RefSeq and is a predicted model, not a curated record. Gene Ontology annotation, cellular component: cyclin-dependent protein kinase holoenzyme complex; cytoplasm; nucleus. Gene Ontology annotation, biological process: regulation of cyclin-dependent protein serine/threonine kinase activity; mitotic cell cycle phase transition. Gene Ontology annotation, molecular function: cyclin-dependent protein serine/threonine kinase regulator activity. The coding region runs from base 318 to 1220 and encodes 300 amino acids. The transcript is spliced from 8 exons.
AGCGAUCCUUUUAUACAUAUACGGAGGGGCGGAGCUUCGUGGAAGGUAUUUGCAAUAGUAGGAGGAAAAGGCUGGACUGUAAAAGAAAUGGAAGAACUUAUUUCUGCGUAAACCUGAUCUUUGCUCUCUUUUUAAAAAUGCUAUUUAAAAUAAACGGCUGCUUUUCGAAAGAGUAAGUUCUGUAGAAUGUUUAAAAGUUUAUUUGUUUUUAGUGCAAAUCUUUUAUUUCCGCGUACUUCGCCUGCAGUUAGGAGGACGGGCAAGAGCAGCAGCCGCGCUUCCCAAUCGUCUGGUUUUCAUUUCUCCUGGGGCACAAGAUGAUUGAAAUGUUGGCAGCAAGUGAGACUUUGGAAUUGCUGCGGCAGCUGAGUGUGUUACUGGAUCAAGAGUUAAGAUGUCAGCCAAAGUUAUCUGGCCUGAGAAUAAUUGAAUCUGCUCACGAUAAUGGGCUCCGGAUGACGGCAAGGUUGCGAGACUUUGAAGUGAAGGACCUGCUUAGUUUAAUUCAGUUCUUUGGCUUUGGUACAGAGACGUUUUCUCUCACAGUGAAUUACUUAGACAGGUUUCUGUCAAAAAUGAAGGUACAGCCAAAACACUUGGGCUGUGUUGGGCUAAGCUGCUUCUACCUAGCAGUGAAAGUGACAGAAGAAGAGAGGAAUGUUCCAUUAGCCACCGACUUAAUUAGAAUAAGCCAGUACCGAUUCACAGUUUCCGACUUGAUGAGAAUGGAGGAGAUUAUUCUAGAGAAGCUGUGUGGUAAAGUGAAAGCAACGACGGCCUUCCAGUUUCUGCAACUUUAUCACUCGGUCUUACAUGGCAGCCUAACCUAUGAGAGGAAGAAACAUCUUAAUUUUGAGAGACUUGAAGCCCAGCUCAAGGCAUGUCACUGCAGGAUUGUUCUUUCGAAAGCAAAGCCAUCUGUCUUGGCUCUCUCAAUAUUGGUCCUGGAAGCUGAAGAAGAAGAACUGCCAGGAUUGGAGGGCACCAUAGAACACCUUCAAAUACAUUCCAAGAUCAAUGACAGAGAGCUGUCUUUUUGGAAAGAGCUUGUGUCCAAGUGCCUUUUGGAAUACUCCUCAAGCAAGUGCUCCAAACCAAAUGUUCAGAAGCUGAAAUGGAUUGUGUCCGGCCGUACGGCACGACAGCUAAAGCACAGUUACUACAGAAUCGCCCAUCUUCCCACGAUCCCGGAAAGUGGUUUCCUGAAAGAGAAUCCAUAAGAGAAGAUGGGAGUGCAGAUUUGGCUAGGAUCUCCUUUUGUAUUGGAGCAGAGAAUCAGCUGGAUAUAUCUUGAACCCUACUGAAAACCAGUAUCCAUGCUUAUUUUAAAAUGUUGCUACUUGUUAUAUCAGAGGUGUUUGUUUUUAACCCCUCAUGAUGAAGAAUGAAGAUACUGUUACAGAAUGAUCCCUGGGCCUAAAGCAUACACAAAUGGCAGCUAUUUGAAUGUUACAUUCUGACUUCUGGAGGAAAAUGAAAUUCAUACUACCAUUAGUGUUUGGUCCUAAACAUUUCUACACAAACUUUUUAACAUGUUCAGACCACGUUUAAGGAAGUGAAACUUUAAUGUCCCAACUGAAUCCAGGAUUCUGAAACUUCUUGAAAUAAUGAUGCACUUUACAAGUAUGGAACUGGAUUAUAUGUCUGUGCCAGGACUGAAUCAGAUGAGUAUUGCAAGUGUUUGAGUUAAACUAUGAUGUUUUUAAUGUGUUUUAAACACCAGGGUAUUAGAAGUAAAGCAUUUAAAUAUAUAAUGUGACUAGCACCACUUCACUGCACAUUCUAGCAAAGUUUAAAUGCUGCUUAAUGUCUGCUUUUUUAAAAACACUGUUUGAAACUUCACAAUGUUCACUGACACUUAAGCUGAGGUAAGAAUGUAGGUCAAGCAUUGGGACAUGAGCACUUCCCAAAAAUAGAAAGGCUGUCUGAGACGCUUUGUCCAAAGUCUGUACUGAGUUAAACAGUUUUAAAAUGUGCGGAAGUAGAAAGUGUGAAAGGCAGUCCUGGAGUACAUCUUGGGGAACACAAUCGUGACUGGUCAAAGCAUGUGAGGUGGGGAUUGCAGUAGAACAUUGCGUUAGGUUGGUUUUAUAAACCUCAUACACAGGCUUGUUUUAUUUUAAGCUGGAAAGUGUUUCUAGAGGAAGAUUCCAUAAUGUGGA